ACAGUUGUCAAAUGUGUACCGAUAUUUCAAGGAAGGCCAGUUUUUAAUAAAUAUAAACAUCUACAGUUAAAAAACGGUUUCACAAUAUAUUUCUUUUUGUUAUAUGCAAUUUAUAAUGUGUAUAUUUACCAUAUAGUAGUUAAUUCAUAUUUUACCUGCAUAAUCCAACUCAAAAUUCAAAACGUUUAGUAAACAAAAAGUGACGUUCUUGGGACACGUAUUUAUGUGAUAAGACAUUAAAACAUGUUAAAAUAAAAUAACUAGUGAAAAUGCGGUAUAAACUUUUAAUAAUCUUUUUAACUCUUAUUUGUUGUGAAUUUUCUGAUGAAAAUUUACAAGGACCAACAGAAAAAAAAGAUAAAAAAAAUAGUGAUUUAAAUGAAGAGGAAACCAGUAAAAAAGAAGAAUUUGUAGGAUCGAUAGAAGAUGAAGAUGGGGCAACUACAAUUCGAAUUGAAUCGGUUCCUGAUUUAAGUAAUGAAAGAGAUCAUCAUAAAAGUAAUGAAAUUAUAAAUCGUGAAAUUUCAGAAGCGGUGGAUAUAUUUAUGUUAGAUCAGGCAAAGGUAAUACAAAAAAUGGUUCAGGAAUUUGACUUAUUCAGCAACUUACAAGAUAGCGAUGAAUCUCUAGAACCAGAAGAAGAGCCACAGUUGCCAGAGAGUUUGCUUCAUCCGAAAGAAUUUACUCCUGAAGAAUUAGAGGCAAAGACUAUUUAUGAAACUGCUGCUGCCAUGCUCAAUAAAACAAGGCCCGACAAACAACAAGCUUACCAAUUGUUAAUUGAUGCUUCUAAUAGAGGAAAUAUGGAUGCAAAGGCAUUGGUUGCUUGGGCCAAACUGUUCGGAAAUCCGUUGAAGCAAGAUAUAUAUGUUGCAAAAGAAAUGUUUAUGGAACUAGCAGAAAUGGGAAACCCAGAUGGUCAUACAGGCUUAGGUUUUUUAUAUGCCUCUGGUUUGUCUGUAAAUGUUAGUCAAGCAGAGGCUUUAGUCCAUUACACUUUUGGAGCAUUAGGGGGCAAUACAUGGGCUCAAAUGGUAUUAGGAUACAGAUAUUGGUCUGGUAUUACAGUUGCCACUAGUUGUGAAAGAGCUCUAGAUUUCUAUAGACAAGUAGCUGAUAAAGUAAGUCAAGGUGUAUCUUUUGGAGGAGGUGCUGCAAUACAAAGAAUACGACUACUGGAUGAAUUAGAAAACGGUUACACAUCCGGGAUUUUGGAUAAUGAUCUCAUAGAGUACUACCAAUUGCUUGCUGAAAAGGGCGAUGUUCAGGCUCAGGUUGGUUUGGGUCAACUUCACUAUCAAGGGGGGAGAGGUGUUGACUUAGACUACCAGAAAGCAAUGCAUUACUUCACCCAAGCUGCAAAUGCAGGAAAUGCUAUGGCCAUGGCAUAUUUGGGAAAGAUAUAUUUGGACGGAAGUGACGAAGUUCCUGCUAACAACGAAACUGCAUUCAAAUAUUUUAAAAAAGCCUCGGAAUUAAACAAUCCUGUGGGAUUAAGUGGUCUUGGUUUGAUGUAUUUAUAUGGAAAAGGCGUAGACAAAGAUUAUUCUAAGGCUCAUCAAUACUUCUUGGCAGCUGCUGACCAAGGUUGGGUAGAUGGACAGUUACAACUAGGGAAUAUGUAUUUCAGUGGUUUAGGUGUGAAAAAGGAUUUUAAGUUGGCAAACAAAUAUUUUUCACUCGCAUCUCAAUCUGGUCACGUUUUGGCUUACUAUAAUUUGGGUCAAAUGCAUGCUCAGGGCACUGGAAUGUUACGCUCCUGCCCAACAGCUGUGGAACUUUUCAAAAAUGUUGCAGAAAGAGGUAGAUGGGGAGAAAUUUUAAUGCAAGCUCAUUCAGACUAUCGAGAAGGUCGAUAUGAUGAAUCCUUUGUACAAUAUGCCCUUUUGUCUGAAUUAGGGUACGAGGUAGCUCAAAGUAAUGCAGCAUUUCUUUUGGAUAGAGGAGAAGUUCCGAUGCUAAAUACCCAAGAAGCUCUAGUCAGAGCCUUACUGUAUUGGGGAAGAGCUGCUGCUCAGGGUUAUUCUGCUGCUCAGGUUAAAUUAGGUGACUAUUAUUACUAUGGACUAGGUACACCGGUGGACUAUGAAACGGCAGCUACACAUUAUCGACUAGCUUCUGAUCAACAGCAUAAUGCUCAAGCAAUGUUUAAUCUCGGUUAUAUGCAUGAACAGGGGCUGGGCAUGGUUAGGGAUAUGCAUUUAGCCAAACGAUGCUAUGACAGGGCUGCAGAAACCAGUACAGAUGCUAAAGUUCCUGUAGCUUUGGCAUUAUUUAAAUUGAAUCUAUUGUUCAGUCUUGAAAGUAUAAAGGAGUUCUUGUUACAGAGUCCACUGUCUGGCCUACUUGAUUUUAAUGAAACUUUGGGUUCAAAUUGGGAUUUAUAUUUAAUAACAACCUUAGCAGCCGUUUUGGCCGGAAUCGUUUAUUUCAGGAGACCUCAAGUACCACAUGUAGCACCAUAACAUGUAAAAAUUAACUGAUAGUCUAUUUAUUUUGUACAUAUUAAGAUUAAAAGUAGAAACAUCAA
Messenger RNA from Anoplophora glabripennis (Asian longhorned beetle), 2530 nucleotides. It is a transcript of the gene Hrd3, whose product is annotated as protein sel-1 homolog 1. Gene Ontology annotation, molecular function: protein binding. Bases 270 to 2465 code for a protein of 731 amino acids. The transcript is spliced from 10 exons. NCBI's taxonomy places the organism in Eukaryota, Metazoa, Arthropoda, Insecta, Coleoptera, Cerambycidae. The record is from RefSeq and is a predicted model, not a curated record. Gene Ontology annotation, cellular component: endoplasmic reticulum membrane. Gene Ontology annotation, biological process: ERAD pathway.